Messenger RNA from Pararge aegeria (speckled wood butterfly), 810 nucleotides. RefSeq lists its product as uncharacterized. The record is from RefSeq and is a predicted model, not a curated record. The transcript is spliced from 3 exons. NCBI's taxonomy places the organism in Eukaryota, Metazoa, Arthropoda, Insecta, Lepidoptera, Nymphalidae. The coding region runs from base 1 to 810 and encodes 269 amino acids.
AUGUUUAAAUUAAUAGUGUUAUUGUCUAUAGUGGCAUUCGCCAGUGGCCAAUACUCGGCAUCGAGACUAGUGCGGAACAUUUACAAUGAAUGUUUGAGUCAAUAUUCCGUGGAGUGUGUGAAACCCAGGACACUCGAAUGGAUUUCUCAUGUGGCGAACAACGAGGAGAUCAAGAUAACGGACAAUCUGUCAAUCGUCAGGCAAGCGACGAUUGAGGAUGAAGCCUUCGACCCUAGGAUGGCGAAGGACCCCGCUUACGCGAUCAUCGACUCCGUAGACAGAUUCCUCCAGACCCAUUCAGUGCGAGUGAAAGUACCUGAAGAAAUUGCCAGCAGUGCUGCUUCGGAAUAUGUGCCAAGGUCGCUCCUCACAGACCUUCCGUCUGAACUGGACAUGCCUUUGGACGGUGAAGAAGAGAUUGCGACCUUCGAGGGGAGGAAGAAGAAGAUCAAGCUCCCAAAACCUUUGAGGAUUAAGAGCAAACAUGGAUUCAUCAAGAAGGUGCUGCUUCCAUUCCUCCUUGGUUUGAAGUUCAAGGCUUCUGUUUUGGUGCCUCUCGCACUUGCCCUCAUUGCCCUCAAGACAUGGAAAGCUCUAACACUUGGUCUCAUCUCUCUUGUUCUAUCUGGUGCAAUGGUGAUCUUCAAGUUCACGAAACCCAAGGUUGUAAACUAUGAAGUCAUCCACUAUCCUCAACACCAUGUGGAACAUCACGUAGACCACCACGCUCCAGCCUGGGACGCCCACGGACCCUACCAGGCGAGGUCUUAUGAAGAUGCACACGAAAUCGCCUAUUCUGGACAAAUUUAA